Messenger RNA from Megachile rotundata (alfalfa leafcutting bee), 1386 nucleotides. RefSeq lists its product as uncharacterized. The record is from RefSeq and is a predicted model, not a curated record. NCBI's taxonomy places the organism in Eukaryota, Metazoa, Arthropoda, Insecta, Hymenoptera, Megachilidae. Gene Ontology annotation, molecular function: calcium ion binding.
AUGUAUGAUCAACACAAAAUAGAGUACUCGAAAAUAAUGGAGACAAUAUUUUACGCGUUCCUGUAUUUCUGCGUUUUCCACGAAGCGUGCUCGAUGGAACGAGCGACGUUUUCAAUUUUGACGACGACACAGAUCGGCGAAAGUACAACGGGAAAGGACGAGGAGGAAAUCGGAACUGUGCCUCUGACGGAACAGGUUAUAGAUCCUAAUAUAAGAACAACUAAUGUGCCCGACGUAGAAGAACCGAGCGACGACUGGGACGCUGAAUGGGACAAGAACAAAGUGAUUCGAGACGUUGCCUAUUAUAUUAGAGCGCACAAGUUUCAAGACUACGAUCGUAGGUACUACAAGAGACCCGAAGACUCGCAAAGCAGGUUUUACGAAGAAUUCCCGAAACCUCCUUUGAGGUCCUUGCACUGGGAAGUGCGCAAAUACUGUGACUCGAGUUUCGUCGAGUGUCUAAAAUAUCUCGAAGGUGUGAUUAAAGAGACUGCCUUCAGGCGAGAAGACGACACUGUCACGAUCAUGAAAGAACAAAAGUGGAACCUUGCGGACAAUACCAAGCAGAUCCAAGCCGCUCAAAGGGACUGUCAGGCGGCUCAGAAGCGUGACGAACUAACCGUGCUUCCCUUCCAAGGUCCAAUAGAACGAUUCCAGUGGCGGACCACCGUGAGUUAUUACAUGUGUUGGUACACGAUGCUCGGAGUUCCAGAGUUAAGCAUCUUCGGCGAGGACUGUGACAACUAUGCCAACUGUCAGGUGGAACAGGAAGGCGGAAACGGUGAUCCGCGAGCCGAUGAUACGAGUCCAUAUGCCUGUGCCCUUUAUAGUUUCUGUCCGGAUCACUGUUGUCCCAUGAAACACAUCCGGGAUAUGACAGAUUGCUAUCAAUCGCCGCUCAAUCCUUGUUACGCCGCGAAUCCACCGGGUCACAGAACGUGCACAUUGAACAGGCAAGAAAAUCAGGAUUUCUUCAGCUUGGUAGGAAACCAGAUAAACAUCAGCUGUAACUGUCUCGAAUCUGGCUACGAAUGGUCCUCGAGAUUUGGACUCUGCGUGGACGUGAACGAGUGCAUCAGAGGAGAGCACGGUUGCUCCACAGACGACGGAGAAACGUGCAUGAAUAUGCCAGGUGGCUACGAAUGUGUCUGCAAAAUCGGCUACAUUUACGAUUCGGAGCGAAGAGAGUGCAUUUUUAGCUCCGCCGUUCAUGAAAUAUUGGCUGGCGAGAAAGGCGAGACGAACGACUCGGAAACGAAGAGUAUCCUGGAGACGAUCGUUAAAGCCAUUACGAGAUCGAGUGACAGUUGUUUGAAAAUCGAUUAUUUCGUCCUUUCUGCUUCCACGUUCCUGCAUUUUGUAGCGGUAGCAAAAAUAUUGCGAUGA